AUGGCUGCUCCUGCACCAGCACCAGCUCCAGCUCAAACAAACACCCACAACAACGGUCCCAUCGACCAUAACGAUCUCGAAGAGUGGAAGAGUCGUUUCAACGAUGUCCUCGCCCGUCCCAGCGAACAUGUCAACUCCAAGUCUCCUGAGACAUCCCAGCCUUGGCAAAACAGUUUCUUCGGCUGUUUCAGCCCUAUCAGUCUCUGCGCCAUUACAUGCUGUGUUCCCUGCGUGACCUUUGGCAAGACACAUCAUCGUCUUCAAAAGAACAAAAACCUUGAAGGUUACGAGCCAGUGAACACUUCUUGUCUCCUGUUUUGGGCCUCUACCUGUGUCGGCCUACACUGGAUCCCUCUCGCCCUUCAACGCGCCAGUCUUCGUGAGAAGCAUAACCUCCAGGGCAGCUGUCUUGUUGAUCUUGCUACUGCCUGCUGCUGCGGAUGCUGUGAUCUGAUUCAGCAGGAUAAGGAGGCUGAGUAUCGCGAGGCUCAGAGCGUUGCUACUGGAGAAGGAUACAAGGCUAACGAGGGUAUGACCAUGCCUGCCUGA
Molecule: messenger RNA, 549 nt
Organism: Fusarium graminearum PH-1
Lineage: Eukaryota; Fungi; Ascomycota; Sordariomycetes; Hypocreales; Nectriaceae
Exons: 2
Coding region: 1-549 (182 amino acids)
Source: RefSeq, a predicted model, not a curated record